Prosopis cineraria is the source of this 1284-nucleotide messenger RNA. RefSeq names its product NAC domain-containing protein 17-like. Gene Ontology annotation, molecular function: DNA binding. The record is from RefSeq and is a predicted model, not a curated record. Bases 276 to 1136 code for a protein of 286 amino acids. Lineage: Eukaryota; Viridiplantae; Streptophyta; Magnoliopsida; Fabales; Fabaceae. The transcript has 4 exons. Gene Ontology annotation, biological process: regulation of DNA-templated transcription.
AAUGCCCAGUUGCUUGUUUGACCGCAACACUAUCCCUAAGUCCGAACAAAGCCCUUUAUCUCUCUCAUUCGAUAGCGUCGCGGAAAUUCAUUUCGACCUCUUUCACACGAUCACACUGUCUCUGAUUUCUCACUCUCACCCCUAGGAUUUUCUAUCGGAUCAUGUAGUUUUUGAUUAGUGGCUUCUUGAUUCUAAUUUUGGAUCCAAGGAGUGGUUUUUGUUUGUGGGAAAUCUGGAAUUUCGUUUUUUUCUUUUUGUUCGGGAUUGAAUCGAAAAUGACGGUGGCGUCGGAUUCUUCUCCAGAGUGUUUCAGCCGGAUGAUGGCUUCGAUGCCGGGGUUUCGGUUCCAUCCUACCGAUGAGGAACUAGUCAUGUACUAUCUGAAGAGGAAGAUGUGUAGGAGGAAGCUGAAGCUCGAUGUAAUUCGUGAAAUUGAUGUCUACAAGUGGGAUCCUGAGGAAUUGCCUGGGCAGUCAGUGCUGAAAACUGGAGAUAGGCAAUGGUUCUUUUUCAGCCCUAGAGAUAGAAAGUAUCCUAAUAGUGGCAGGACUAAUCGAGCAACAAGAUAUGGAUACUGGAAAGCAACAGGAAAAGAUCGUAACAUUACCUACAAUUCUCGGACAGUUGGGGUGAAAAAGACCCUGGUUUUCUAUAGAGGUAGAGCACCACAUGGUGAGCGAACUGAUUGGGUUAUGCAUGAGUACACAUUAGAAGAAGAAGAAGUUGCAAGAUGCCAAAAUUUUAAGGACUAUUAUGCCCUUUACAAGGUGUUCAAGAAAAGCGGACCUGGUCCUAAAAAUGGUGAACAGUAUGGUGCGCCAUUUAUAGAAGAAGAAUGGGGAGAUGAUGACUUUGUAGAUGUUAAUGUUAAUUCAGCUGAUGAGGCUCCAAUUUCACAAGUUGAUGAGGGUCCUUCUGUUCACACUGGGACUUGUAAUGGUCAAGCGCAGCCUUUGUUUGAUCUUGACCUUGAUGAGGUCUUGAAAAGAAUGAUGGAUGAGCUGGUUCCUGACCUGCCUUCACUGUGUCCUGCCUUACCUCAGGUUCCUGCUGAAGAUGUGCUCGAUCAAAUUUCAAAGGAAAGUGACAAUUGCAGAGCCAAUCAAAAUGUUUCAUUCAAGCGGUCAUUGCUAUGACCCUACCCAAUCAGCUACCGCUCACAUGCAUGUUUCAGAAGCACCUGAAGUCACUUCUGCUCCCAGCGUUCAGUUAGAGGAGCCUCUCUUUCACGAGGAUGACUUCUUGGAAAUGAACGAUCUCAUUGAUCCUGAACCAGCAUUGCCA